Messenger RNA from Acytostelium subglobosum LB1, 1593 nucleotides. RefSeq lists its product as hypothetical. Lineage: Eukaryota; Evosea; Eumycetozoa; Acytosteliales; Acytosteliaceae. The coding region runs from base 1 to 1593 and encodes 530 amino acids. The record is from RefSeq and is a predicted model, not a curated record. The transcript has 5 exons.
AUGAGCAAUAGUAGUACUAGCACAGGGUCAGGCGAGGACGACAUUGAUCUGUUAGACAACGACGAACUUGGGUUCAACAAAGAGGAGAAGGAUACAUAUCGUCAACACUAUAUAGAGAAUCAUCUUGUGUACUUGUUGCUGAAGUAUGGUGAACAUCAUAGUGCAUUGAACACGGCACUCGAUGACAACAAUGAUGAGACUACUGCAAAGACUGUGACACUGCUCAAGCUAUACUGUCGACUUAUAACAUCAUCUAGAGAUAACAUACUUGAUGAUGCAUCAGAAGAUGUCUACACCAAGUCCAUCGACAUGCUUGUUGCAUCACUCACAAUUCCAUCAUACAUACAAGAUAUUGAACAACAGAAACUAUUCAAUGAGGACGAGUACAAUCAAUUGGUCACCAAAGCUAGGCAGCGUGUGGAGGUAACACAACAAGUUGUUCAGUUGCUGGCUACACUGGUUGGUCGCGAGAGUAGGCUGGCAAACAAGGUGUUGACAGCCAUUUACAUCGAUCGUUUGAUACCAUUGUUGGUGGACUAUACAACCAACAGUCUGAUACAAGUCGAUGUGGAACUCAAACAACAAAGUUCACUCUGGACUAAUCAUUCUAUUGAUGGAGCUGCUCGACAGCUACUCGAAUGCCUUGUCAAGAUAGGCCAUGCUGGCUCAUUGUCAGAGCUGCUAUGUCAGCGACCUGGAUCUUUAAUGAAGCAUUAUGCCACGAUGUUAUCUGACAAGGAAGGCGAGUGGAUCAACAACAUAGUACUGGUUCAUUCAUUCAGCUCCUUUGUAACACUUGUCAAGAAGCCUCAUUUGGUCGAUGUCCUAGACUCAUUCAAUCCAAUACCCAUCAACAUCAUUAUCAAUCUCAUUCAUUGUUCAAACGACCCCUCCAAACGCCUUGGUUGUGGCACUCUCCGUCACAUCCUAGACAAUCUCAACAAUGAACAACAGGCCAAGAAUAUCUUGAAUGCCCAUCCAAAGCUCUAUGAUAGACUAUUCUUUGUAGUGUCUAGUGAGGAAGAACAUGAGGAUACAAUCAAACAGAGCGCCGAGAUCUUGUUCCGCAUCCUCCAUCUAGCUAAUCCAAUCGACACUGGCUAUAUUACACAUCCACUGUUUAUGUCCAACCUGGGCUCAGCUUCAUCGGCUGGACAAGGUCAGCCAAAGGGCAGAUCAACAGCAGCGUCACAACAACAACUCCAAUCACAAUCACAAUCAUCAAAGUCAUUGCAAGAACAUAUCACCAUUGUCAACAUGAUUGUCCAGAGUCUACUAUCACCAAAGAGCACAACAUUUAAGAGGCAAUGUCUACUGCGGCACUCCAUCGAAGUGUUCCAAACCAUGGGUAUCUACUCCACGAUGUGUUUUAAGUCACUCAUUCCAUCACUAGUCACAUCGAUUGGCAACAAGGACCUGUCUGUUGAAUCGAUGCAGGCACUAAAGGAGUUAUACACUACUUGUUGGCCACGUCUGCCUCAUUAUAGGGAUGACAUUAUCCAAGCCUUGAAGAGUGUCCAUCAACGUGGACUGACCGAAGAGGACACGGCCUCUCUCUUGGCCAAAGAGUUGAUGUCAAUGGCCAAUUCCUAA